Messenger RNA from Oreochromis aureus, 3161 nucleotides. RefSeq names its product ribosomal biogenesis protein LAS1L-like. Gene Ontology annotation, cellular component: Las1 complex; preribosome, large subunit precursor. Gene Ontology annotation, biological process: maturation of 5.8S rRNA; maturation of LSU-rRNA. The record is from RefSeq and is a predicted model, not a curated record. Gene Ontology annotation, molecular function: endonuclease activity. NCBI's taxonomy places the organism in Eukaryota, Metazoa, Chordata, Actinopteri, Cichliformes, Cichlidae. Bases 1131 to 1826 code for a protein of 231 amino acids. The transcript has a single exon.
CUAAUGUUUUUAUUUAUUUUUUAACAUAUAACCCUUUUAAAAACAUGCUUCAGUUCACAUUUCACAACAAAGAAACAAACAACCUUUAUUUGUCACAUACACAAUCAUACAGGGUACAACAUGUAGUGAAAUGCUUGUGUCUGAACUGCAGACAUUUAAUUCCAGAAAUUCAGUAACCAACGUAUAAACAUCAUCUGUGCAAAGUUUUAUGUUUCUAAAGUGAAACAGUUAAAAACUUACAGCACUGCCAAUACAUAAAUAUCCAGACGUUGAACAAAAAUGCCCAAUUUUGGCACACAUUGAACACCAUGUCAGUUGAAUUUUUUAGGUGUUAAAGAGCAGAAAUUAUUUAAUUUUAUUAACAGGCCUAAAAAUACUUUUUGAGCCAAUAUUUUUUUCUUUUCUAACUUUUUUUUUUUUAAGUUGAACAACUAAACAACAAAUAUACAUAAUAAUGCAAUUAUAGAAAGGGCAGGAAAAAUUUCACAGCUUGCAGUAUCUUUUACAACUCAUGUAUACAAAUACAAGUCGGUAAACAAAAAAGGAAUACAUUAGGAGAAAAAAAACAAAAUAAAUGAUUAAAAAAGAAAAAAGGGUGCUCGAGGUAUAAAUAAACAACGUAUAAAUCAAGUGAAACAUUCGACACAGCUCUUGUGUUUUACAUGCUUUGGAAUUUGUGCUGUUCUUUAGAUUCUCUAGAUAAUUGUGGUCAUUUUUGUGGUCUUCUUUUGCGGCUCUUUCAGUGAAUUUUAGUCAGAGCGUGGUGAAACUUGGUGUUUGGAAUCGGUGAUAGCUCUGGAAGAUAACCAGCCUUUCUUUAUCCGGUUACAUGAGGUCUGAUGAAUUUGUGGUUCAGUUUUGUUUGUUUAGUGGACUUGGUGUGCAUUUACGUAACUGCUCUUUUAAUCAUGGCUUGUUUUCGUUGUGUUUGGUGGUUGUAGAAAUGGUUUAUAUGAGAUUUUAGCUGAGAUGUGCCCACAGAGUGAAUGUAAAAUGCAAAUGAAGCAGUAGAAACAGUCUACGUCAUUUCCUGGAUGCUGUACGAAAAGAAACGGUAAGAAAUCGAAGGCGUGACCGUUAUGACUUGGUAAUAUAAUAUCUGUGUGUGCGCUGAGUAAGUCCUCUGUAAAAUGGCAGAGUGGGAUCAGGUUCGCCACAACUUGUUCUCCAGGGACUCCUCUCUGCAAAAGUUAGCCUUACAGAGGAUAUCGGCUUGGAGGGACAGGUGUCCUAAGGUAUCUUCUGUGGAGAUUGACUGCACGGCAGAUCUGGUUCGCUGCCAGGUGCGUGACCAGUCCGGACCGCUAAACAAGAAAGAGAUGGCGAUGAUGUACGAGAUGGCCUUGGUGAGGUUUGUUAGCCUCAUCACAGAGGGCAAAAAGAGGAGGAAGCCCCGGACGAUGAAGACCGGGGCUAAAAAGCUAAACAUCCCAGAGUGGUUGGUCGAUGUGAGGCACAGGCAAGUUCACCGGAAGACUCCUCCAUCCCUGAAGUCAUUGCUACAGGGAUGUGAGGCGGCCCUGGAGUGGCUCAAAGAAGAGUACUGGGCCAAGUAUAAGGAGACUGACCUCAAGCGGCAGGAAGGUGGCAUAUUAAAUAGAAUCAGAAAGUUUGCCAUGAAGUUCAGUAAUCUGUUUAUUGAUGUGCUGCUGGAGGAUGGAUUUCUGGUUCCUACAGUUGAACAGCUGGAAGAAUUGUGCUGUGACACCUCCAGUGCCAGUCUGAGCCCAGAUUUCCUAAAAGGUUUCUGCGCUUUUGGCUGCCCCUGCUCAAGAUGGUCAGCUCACCAUCAUUUAUUCAAGUCUUCCUCGAGAAGCUCUUCAUGAAGCAGAAACUGCUCACCAAAGAGCCCAAUGGUCACAGGGCUUUUUACAUCGCGGCCUGGAUUGUGCAAUGGGAAGAAAGGUGCCAGGAGCAAGGGCAGGAUCUUUAGGAACUGGAUCCAGCUAAAGUGGAUGGACUCAAUAUCGUUGUGCAUAGAUGUCCCCUCCAUCAGCAUGCCUCACCUGCUCCAGUUAAUCCUGGAUGACAUGGAGCACUGAAAUCAAAAUGUAAAAAUAAAAUGUGUUCAGAGAUAUUAGUAAUGUUCAUAGUUGAGGUGGAUCAGUCUUUAAGUUGAUUAUUUCAUGUAACAUAUAUCCCUAUGUUUUUAUGUCUUUUAAUUAUCUUAAUUGUACAGCACAUUGGUUGAUGUGUUAAAUGUGCUAUAAAAAUAAAUUUGACUUUGACAUUUCUGAUUUGAAGAGCCUGUUUUUUUUAUUUUGAUCAUUUCUGUACAGCUGAUCAGAGUUGAUUUCACCCGAGGUCGUUAACUAAAACAACAAUUUGUUCAAAAGACAAAAUUUUGUGAGAGAUUUAACAAAGUAAAAGGUUUGAUUAUUCUGUUCUCUGUUAAUUCAACUCAGUGUUUACAUGAGUAAACAUAAACUAUGGGGGUGUCCAAAUUCAGAGGCUGCAUCCUCCUGAGGCCACAUUUUUUAUUUUUGUUAUUUUUUAUUUUCAAAAAUACGUAGGACCAUGGUUAGAGAAGUCAAAUAUACCAAAUAUCCACAGAUUCAUCAGCACACUCAGGUAGUGCAGCUGUAAACUGCCGGGCUACUAGCAUGUUUGAAAUACAGAGGUUGCUGUUCAAAACCACUCUGUGGCUCAUCAGCUAAUGGGGUCCUGAGCUGUGCUUAAAGAACCGGUAAAGUGGCUCAAGGAGGAGUUCUGGGCCAGGCAGUUCAGAGGAGAGGAUGAGGAAGCUGACCUCAAGCAGCAGGAGGAUGACAUCCUACAAAAGGUCAAGCAGUUUGGUUUGGAGUCCAGUGAUCUGUUGACUGAUAUGCUGCUGCUAGAUGGAUUUGUGGUUCCUGCAGUGGAGUAGCUUUAGGAACCGCUGAGUUCCUGUGCUUUUGGCUGCCCCAGCUCACCAUCUUCCUCAAGCAGCUCUUUAUGAAACUGAAGCUGCUCACCAAAGAGUCCAAGAGUCACAGGGCUUUCUACAUAUCUGCGUGGACUUCAGAAGUCAUCCUCUGCAACUGCAACAAAUGUGCCAAAAAUAAGGAGAGAAUUUUCACAGACCGCAUCCAGCUGAGGUGGCUACGACUGGUAUCGCUGUGUCUGGAUGCCCCCUGCAUCAGGAUGCCUCACCUGCUCCAGCUGAUCCUGGAUGACAUGGA